Messenger RNA from Stomoxys calcitrans (stable fly), 2939 nucleotides. It is a transcript of the gene Rsph3, whose product is annotated as radial spoke head protein 3 homolog A. The coding region runs from base 309 to 2588 and encodes 759 amino acids. The transcript is spliced from 5 exons. Gene Ontology annotation, cellular component: cilium. Lineage: Eukaryota; Metazoa; Arthropoda; Insecta; Diptera; Muscidae. The record is from RefSeq and is a predicted model, not a curated record.
ACCAACGCUCGCGCCUCGGCAUUGAAGUAGACGUGCGUCAAGACUUUUAUCAAAGCCGGUCGUUCGGUAGGUCGGUUUCACCUUCGCCUAGCUAAAAUCGAUUCGUGCGGAUAUACUAAAUACUAGCUCGCCCUCCCUCUCUCUCUCUUGCACUAUUCGUUCAUUCCCGGUUAUCCUUUGGCCAAUUGUUUCGUGGUGGCACAAUGGAAAUUCUGGUAUUAUUGGGCGGUCAGUGCGAAAUUCUUGAAAUUUUUCAAAGUUCCUUAGCAAAUGUUUAAAAAAUCACAACAAAGCCAAAAAAGCGAAUAAUGCAAAACUUGGACUUUGACAAAGAAAACGAAAAUCCACAGCACUUCCCAUCCAACACAGCCUCAACUUCAGAGCACAUCAACCACAGCGACAACAAAACCAGUAACAACGACAACCAAGAGGAUCUAUCCAAAGGCGAUUUUUCCAACUCUAACUCUAGCACCGACAACGAAACCAACGAAACUAACGAAAACCCUACAACUUCAGAGGCAGCCAGACCAAAAUUUUCCUUUGCCUCCAAUUACACACCAGCACAACAUUUUAGCUCCUCUUUUGCGGCACCAUCUACAUCGAGUUUGUAUCAACACUACGGCUCACAUUUGCCAUUGUCCUCUUCGGUAUCGGCUUUUACAGUUUUGAAUAACAACGAUUACCUAUCCGGUUCGGGUUCGUCCUCAUCGUAUCUCACCAAACCCAACGCCAUAGUGCACCCCAUCAGGAGAUCGGAAGCAGCAGCCUUGCCGAAAAAUCAACCAUCGAAUGUGCUCAGCAGCAGAGAUCUCAGGAUUACCGGCAUUUCGGCAAAUGCGGCACUUUCGGUAACCCAUCCUCAGUAUAGCCGUGACAUUCACAAUUUCGCCGAGGAACUUCAACGCAAACUUAGUUCCUUGCAUGAAGGUGGUGGUGGUGGAAGUCGAGAUGGCCUAUCGAAAUUUAAAAAUUCUUCGCAAAAUGGCAGCAAUCAAGAAACGCUUAACCAACGACCGCUUUUCAUUACCACUGUACCACGAGGCAUUUUCCUGCCACCGCCAAACGAAAUUACACUCAUUUCGCCCUCACGAAAACGACAAUUGUACGCGUACUCCUCACAUCCUGUCGUCUACAAUGCGAAUGAGGCAUCGUCUAUGCUCUACAGCCAAUAUCAGCACCAACACCACUACAGUCGCCAACCUCAACACAUUGACCACACGCACAAUGCCCAUAAAAUAAAAUCCUUCUUCGCGGGCCACCACAACCACCAACAACAGCCGCCAUACAACAAUCGAAACUCGUCGCAAACAAUGGCCAAGGACAAAUACUCAAAUGUGUAUGCGGGCUCCACCAGCGGGGCCAAUGCAGGUGGUGGGGGUGGUGCUCGUGGUCAUUCGAUCGCCAACGCUGAUAAAGAUUUGUCGGCUAGCAAGGCGUCUUUACGACUAAACGGUGUCAGGGGGCCAUAUGCAUCCUCAGCAGCUACAGGGGCUGAUGCGGCUACAUCACCUCCAGUGGGAGGCAUAACCAUAACCAAACAACAAUUCCAACAACAACUUCAACUAAAUCGCUCAAAAAGAGAAACCCCACCAAUUGAACCCUACAAAAAUAUUAUGCACGACAGAAGAGUGGUGAGAGGCAGCAACUAUGGAACCACAAGUGCACUACUGAGUGACUACGAUCCUUUCGACAAGGCGGCUGAGUUUCGCAGACGUCAGGCUUUACGCAAAAGGAAUAUUAGCCAGAGAAAUCAACGAAAUGUUCUGGGCACACCACCGCCUGUCACUGGACGACGUCAUGAAGAUGUGCAAACCGACAAAUACCUGGAACAUCUGGUGAGCAGGCCACCAGAAUUCUCAGUAGAAACACAAACGGACUUAUUCCUCGAGAAACCUCCCACACCACCAUACGUACCAGCCAAAGUUGGCGUUGAUGUGUCCACAGAGAUAUGUGAAGGAGAACUCUUCCAAUUCGAUGUUGAGGCCCAGCCCAUCAUAGACACCUUAGUAGACAGCAUCAUGGAAAUGAGUGUGCUGGAGGUGGCACAUGAAAGGGAAAUCGAAUCGAUACGCGAAAAACAGGCAGAACUUCUGGCUCAACGUGAAGCAGAACUGGCGGAAUUACGUCGUCUUGAGGCGGAGGAAGUUCGUUUGCAGGCCGAGAAAGAGCGAAGAUUGCAUCAAGAUAAAGUUGCCAAAUCUUUGGAUGAGGACAUGCAAAAAGAAGUCACCGCCGCCAAAUUGCUGCAAGGUCACAUUGCCAGCAUUCUGCCCGAGAUUUUGGAUAAUCUGGAGCCUGCCACCGAUGCUGCCAAGCGAGAAAAACUAAUGGAAAAACUUUGCCCUUGGCUGUCGGCCGAAGUUGCCGAAGAAGUUGGUCACAUUGUCGAUUCACGUGAAAUCCUCACCGUUAUCAUUCAAGAGAUUAUCAAGCAGCGUGCCGAAAUCUACGCCGAUUACAAAGAAGAAGGCCCUACUACCUCCACAACCAAGCUUGAGCAUAUUGAAGAGGAAGAGCUAGAAGCCCGUGAAGCAGCGGAGGAGUCAUGUGAAACAGAUUCCAUUCAGGCGCCAGAUCCUAACAUCUGAUAAGAACACAUCAAAUGGUUGAAUCUUUAUAUUUUUUAAAUGCCUUAUUAUUUUCUUUGUAGUCCACAAUCAUCAUUUUCUUUCUUUGUUUCCAUAAAAGUACUUAUCACGCCAUUCGAAGAAAUUCUCAAAGAAUUUCUUUAGUAUGUGUGGUGUAAGUGUGGAACAAUCGAUAAAUACUCUAAAUUGUUGGCAAUGGUUAAUGUUACCGCAAUUUUGAAAAAAUGCUCACAUGUUCGAAUAUCCAUAUCCAAAACGAUUUCGAUCACUUGAGAAUUCCUUCAAAAGGGUGGUAUUUCUAUUCGUAGUAUGUAAAUGUAAAUACAAAUAAAAGAAUGUCGGAGCAGCUGA